AUGAGCCCCCUUGGGUGGGGGCUUCUGCUAGGCUGCCUGGGCUGUGCACUCCCGCCGGGGGCCCGGGCGCAGUUCCCCCGCGUCUGCAUGACGGUGGGCAGCCUGCGGGCCAAGGAGUGCUGCCCACCGCUGGGUGCCGACCCCGCCAACGUCUGCGGCUCCCGGGAAGGCAGGGGCCAGUGCGCGGAGGUGCAGACCGAUACCAGGCCCUGGAGCGGUCCUUACGUCCUGCGCAACCUGGACGACCGAGAGCGAUGGCCCCGGAAGUUCUUCGACCGGAUCUGCAGGUGCACAGGAAACUUCGCCGGCUAUAACUGUGGAGACUGCAGGUUUGGCUGGACCGGCCCCAAAUGCGAUCAGAAGAAACCAUUGGUUGUCCGGCAAGAUGUCCAUUCCUUGACCCCUCAAGAGAGGGAGCAAUUCUUGGGCGCCUUAGACCUCGCAAAGUACACUCCGCACCCCGACUACGUGAUCACCACGCAACACUGGCUGGGACUCCUGGGGCCCAAUGGGACCCAACCACAGAUCACCAACUGCAGCAUUUAUGAUUUCUUUGUGUGGCUCCACUAUUACUCUGUCAGAGAUACAUUAUUAGGACCAGGGCGCCCAUACAAGGCUAUAGAUUUCUCACACCAAGGACCUGCCUUUGUUACCUGGCACAGGUACCACUUGUUAUGGCUGGAAAGGGAUCUCCAGCGCCUUACUGGCAACGAGUCCUUCGCUUUGCCCUACUGGAAUUUUGCCACAGGCAGGAACGAGUGUGACGUGUGCACAGACCAGCUCUUCGGGGCAGCAAGGCAAGACGAGCCGACUCUGAUUAGUCAGAACUCCCGAUUCUCCAGCUGGGAGAUUGUCUGUGAUAGCUUGAAUGACUACAACCGCCGAGUCACCCUGUGUAAUGGAACCUAUGAAGGUUUGUUGAAAAGAAAUCAAAUGGGAAGAAACAGUGAGAAAUUGCCAACUUUAAAAGACAUACAAAAUUGCCUGUCUCUCAAGAAGUUUGACAAUCCUCCUUUCUACCGGAACUCUACCCUCAGCUUCAGGAAUGCCCUGGAAGGGUUUGACAAAGCAGAUGGGACCCUGGACUCUCAAGUGAUGAGUUUUCAUAAUUUGGUUCAUUCCUUCCUGAACGGGACAAGUGCUUUGCCACAUUCUGCUGCCAAUGAUCCUGUUUUUGUGGUCCUUCAUUCCUUCACCGAUGCCAUUUUUGACGAGUGGAUGAAAAGAUUCAAUCCCCCUGCAGAUGCCUGGCCUCAGGAGCUGGCACCCAUUGGUCACAAUCGGAUGUAUAACAUGGUUCCUUUCUUCCCUCCAGUUACUAAUGAGGAACUCUUUUUAACCGCAGACCAACUUGGCUACAGUUAUGCCAUUGAUCUGCCAGUUGCAGAAACUGCAGACUGGACCACAGUGCUCUCAGUGGUUACAGGGAUGCUUGUGGUUUUGGUUGUCCUUUUUGCACUGCUGCUUUUCCUUCAAUAUAGAAGACUUCGAAAAGGAUAUACACCCUUAAUGGAGACACAGCUAAGCAACAAAAGAUACACCGAAGAAGCCUAG
Molecule: messenger RNA, 1554 nt
Organism: Rangifer tarandus platyrhynchus (Svalbard reindeer)
Lineage: Eukaryota; Metazoa; Chordata; Mammalia; Artiodactyla; Cervidae
Source: the annotation of a GenBank genome assembly